GCGGUAUUUGACAUUUUUUCCAAAGCUCCGUGGGAGGAGUCGACGGUGUGACUGAUGGAACCAUUAUCCAGGUGAGUUCACACAAGAUCUUAUGAACUGUUGUACUGUAAGUUUUUGUGAGUAGAGUAGAAGUACUGAUUACUAUUUGACACUAGAGUUACACAACUUUUUACUUGGCUUCAGUAUUGAACCUCCAGAUUAAACCAAAGAGCUGAGUCAACUUCAAACACACAGCCCAUGUCUGAAAAAUAAAAACCAGAAACCUGGAUCUGUACAAAAACCAGUUCAACUGCCUGAUGGUUGUUAGUUUUAGUCUCAGAGUCAGGUUGUGGUCUCCAACACAGACUUUACACAGUGAUGUCCAGUGGCAGAGCCUCCUCCCCUCCUCUGAGGUUGGUGUGGAACUAGUCAUGUUUCGCAAGACGGUUCUGAUUUAUUACUGCAAGGUGGACCGGGACAUGUUCAGGUCAAGAAUACCCCACACCACUGCAGUGAUUCGUCGCUGCCCUUUUGUUACCCUGGCACCCAGCAUUUACUCCCACCUGGUGGAGAAGUCUUCUCUGGGGCACUUGGCCCGACGGUGUCCAGUGUUGACAGACUUGGCCUGGAAACAUCUGACCAGAACCCUGUCUUCAACUUCAGUGUCCAAGAAUAUGUCAGAUAAUAAUCAGGAUCAGGGACACACAGCGCCACCUGCUGACCAGACUGCAGGCUCCAAAUGUCCUUUCCUGGCUGCUGAGAUGAUGCAGAAUAACAGCUUGUUUGUUAAAGAGGCCAGCAUAGAACUGAGGCAGGAAGUGAAGGAGAUUCAGUCUUUGUUUUCAGGAAAAACGAGCCUGGGUUUGUCAGUCCUCGAUGUUAUUGAGUCAAACCAUUCAGAGGAACAACAAAAAUCCUCAGAAGUGUCUCAGCUGUUGAAGGAUAAUCUGCCUGAAGGUGCCUUCAGUUAUGACCAGUUCUUUCAAAACAAGAUUGACAAGAAGAAGACCGAUCACAGCUACAGAGUUUUUAAGACGGUGAACAGAAGUGCCUCCUCGCCUCCCAUGGCCGAGGACUACACUGAGGCUCUUCAUGCAGUGAAAGACGUGUCAGUCUGGUGCAGCAACGACUACCUUGGCAUGAGCUGUCACCCAAGAGUCACCCAGGCUGUGAUUGAGACUGUUCAGAAGCACGGCGUCGGUGCAGGAGGAACACGAAACAUUUCAGGGACCAGUAAAUUCCAUGUGGAACUGGAGCAGGAGCUCGCUGAUCUGCACCGCAAGGAAGCUGCGCUGCUGUUCACUUCCUGUUUCGUAGCCAAUGACUCCACCUUGUUCACCUUAGCCAAAAUGCUCCCUGGCUGUGAAAUCUACUCUGACGCUGGCAACCACGCCUCGAUGAUCCAGGGCAUACGGAACAGUGGAGUUAAGAAGUUCGUCUUCCGUCACAAUGACGUCAGCCAUUUACAAGAGCUGCUUGAGAAGUCUGACCCAUCGACCCCAAAGAUUGUUGCCUUUGAGACUGUGCACUCCAUGGAUGGAGCGGUGUGCCCCCUGGAGGACAUGUGUGACAUUGCCCAUAAGUUUGGGGCUCUGACUUUCGUAGAUGAAGUGCAUGCUGUGGGUUUAUAUGGUCCCAGAGGUGGAGGAAUUGGAGACAAGGACAAAGUCAUGCACAAGAUGGACAUCGUCUCAGGAACUCUGGGUAAAUGUGAACACCACGUCAGUGAGAUGAAAUAUUUCACAAACAUCUCCAUCCGUUUUAUAAAUGCUGUAUUCUCAGGCAAAGCCUUCGGCUGUGUGGGCGGUUACAUCGCCAGCACCAGCCCCCUGGUGGACACAGUUCGCUCCUACGCCGCCGGUUUCAUCUUCACCACGUCCCUGCCUCCCAUGCUGCUGGCCGGGGCCAAAGAAUCUGUCAGGAUCCUGAAAAGUGAGGAAGGUCGGGAGCUGAGGAGGAAACACCAGAGGAGCGUCAAACUGCUCCGACAGAUGCUAAUGGACUCGGGACUUCCUGUUGUGCACUGUCCAAGUCACAUCAUCCCUGUCCUGGUUGCUGAUGCAGAGAAGAACACUCAGGUCUGUGACAUCAUGAUGUCCCGCCACAACAUCUACGUCCAGGCCAUCAACCACCCAACCGUGGCUAAAGGGGAGGAGCUGCUGCGCAUCGCUCCGACCCCCCACCACACCCCACAGAUGAUGAACCACUUUGUCGACCAGCUGGUGAAGACGUGGACCGAGGUGGGUUUGGUUCUAAGGCGACACUCGUCGGUGGAGUGUAACUUCUGUCGGCAGCCUCUUCACUUCCAGGUCAUGAGUGAGAGGGAGAAGUCGUACUUCACCGGCCUGAGUCACAUGAUAUCAGCCGUGGCUUGAUAUCAGCCAAAAAUGUCAACCCUAGUUUGGUUAAUUCAUAGAGAUUUAAGGUAUUUGAAAAGAAAAAAGGCCGAUUCCCACUAAAUUCCCUCUGCUGGAGGAUCAUACGAAUACUGAUGGAAGUGAGAGUGUGCGCUCUUCUCAUCUCGACAUCCUCCCACUGUGCACCUGAUUGACAUGAGUGGAUUUCUACACCCACCUGCUGUGUGGGCUUUUACAACCACUCUGUGCUGGAGAACUGAAGCUCUGUUCCUGUUCCUCAGAGCACCACCAUGGGCUCAUGUGUGGAGCACAUUAUGUAAUAUGUAAAGAGCCAGUGGUGGAGCAGCAGUCAGGUGACCACCUCUGCCACCGCGCUGCCGCUCAGCAGGCGACCAAACGUUUGAAUCUUUAAUGUGUUGCCGUUUUAUUUAACAUGAUCUUCUCACACGUGGUGUGUUUUUAGUCACACAAACUGUUGACUGUUGUUGUCUGUUCAUAAGGAAGACACUUUUUUAUAUUGUAAACAGAUGUGUUUGCUGAAAGGACUGACUGUUUAAUCUCCACAUUUAUCAACACUGUAUUCCUGGUUCAUGUUCUUUUUCUUUUCUUUCUUCUCUAGUGAUUCCAAAUGUAGAUCCCUCUGUUCCAGAGUUAGGAACUGAUGUUCAGAUGGAACAGAGUCUCAGACCAGGAUCACACUGGGACUACAGCUACACUGGGGGGAAAAAACUCUAUAUAUCGCCCGGCCUAAAGUAUCACAAUAUAUUGUAUUAUUGCCCUGUAUCGUGAUACGUAUCGUAUCCCCAGAUUCCCCACAAAACACAGCCCUGGUCCCCUGAGAUCAGUCAGAGCAGCAGCCAUGAAGCAGUUUGUGUGUGUGUGAAACUGAUAAUCAAGUAUAACCCUUUUCAGUUCCUUAACUACGAUCAUUUUUUUUAACCAAACCAAACCUAGUUAUGAUGAAGUGGUGAAGUAUUUCUGAUGCUCUGGUUUGUCGCUGGUUAAAGGAUUCAGGGAGUUUUCAAAUCCACUGGAGUCGAUUCACAGUCUCAAACAGAACGGCAGUGGAAACCACUGUGUCCAUGUUCAGCCUUUACUCUCAGUCUGUGUUAAUCCUAAUGCUCUGCACAUCUGUGCACCCCCGCCUCACUCCCCCC
Cynoglossus semilaevis (tongue sole) is the source of this 3493-nucleotide messenger RNA. Its product is annotated as 5-aminolevulinate synthase, nonspecific, mitochondrial-like. NCBI's taxonomy places the organism in Eukaryota, Metazoa, Chordata, Actinopteri, Pleuronectiformes, Cynoglossidae. Gene Ontology annotation, cellular component: mitochondrion; mitochondrial matrix. Bases 297 to 2354 code for a protein of 685 amino acids. The record is from RefSeq and is a predicted model, not a curated record. Gene Ontology annotation, biological process: erythrocyte development; hemoglobin biosynthetic process; heme biosynthetic process. Gene Ontology annotation, molecular function: pyridoxal phosphate binding; 5-aminolevulinate synthase activity. The transcript is spliced from 12 exons.